Messenger RNA from Nematolebias whitei (Rio pearlfish), 1540 nucleotides. It is a transcript of the gene prdm5, whose product is annotated as PR domain containing 5. Gene Ontology annotation, biological process: negative regulation of DNA-templated transcription. Gene Ontology annotation, molecular function: DNA-binding transcription factor activity; protein binding; RNA polymerase II transcription regulatory region sequence-specific DNA binding. The transcript has 13 exons. Gene Ontology annotation, cellular component: nucleus. The record is from RefSeq and is a predicted model, not a curated record. Lineage: Eukaryota; Metazoa; Chordata; Actinopteri; Cyprinodontiformes; Rivulidae. Bases 5 to 1540 code for a protein of 511 amino acids.
GACAAUGUUGGGUAUGUACGUGCCAGACAGAUUCUCCCUGAAAUCGUCAAAGGUCCAGGAUGGAAUCGGUCUUUACACGGCGAGGCGAGUAAAAAAGGGAGAAAAGUUUGGCCCCUUUGCUGGUGAGAAAAAACUGCCCAGUGAGUUGGAUGAAAGUUUGGACAACAGGUUGAUGUGGGAGGUUCGUGGGAGUAAAGGAGAUGUGCUGUAUAUUCUGGAUGCGAGUAAUCCUCGCUAUGCCAACUGGCUGCGGUUUGUCCAUCAGGCGCCUUCACAGGAGCAGAAAAACUUGGCAGCCAUUCAGGAUGGGGAGAACAUCUUUUACCUGGCUGUGGACGACAUAGAGACAGACACAGAGCUCCUGAUUGGCUACCUGGACAGUGAUAUGGAGGAAGAAGAGGAAGAAGAGGAAGAAGUCAUAGAUGAUGAUGAUGAAAAUAGUAAAGAGGCCAAGCAUGUUGUAGAAAUGGAACUUGUAAUAAAGAAAGAGGAUCACCCCUGCCUGCUGUGUGAGAGCAGUUUUCCCAGCGAGGAGAUCCUGGCUGCCCACCUUCAGAGCCUGCAUCAGAGGCCCAGUACGGAGGAGAAGGAGUUCAAAUGCAGGAGCUGUGGCAAAAAGUUCCCUGUCAAACAAGCUUUACAGCGCCAUGUUUUGCAUUGUUCUGAGUCACUUGACCCAUCGGGCGACUCUAAAGCUCACCAGUGCUCCCUUUGCCACAAUACCUUCAGCUCCGAGUCCAGUUUUGAACAACAUAAAGAAGCGUGUAAAGGAGAUUCCAGGUUCAUAUGCAAAGCAGAGAGCUGUGGAAAAAGAUUCAAAAGCAAAGAUGCUCUGAAGAAACAUAAAGGCAACGUUCAUACAGGGAGCGCAAGAAGGAAACUUACAUGCACCAUUUGCAACAGGAAAUGCUCCUCCUCACUGAAUCUUCAGGAACACAGGAAGAUACAUGAAAUAUUUGAAUGCCACGCAUGCGACAAAAAAUUCAUCUCUACCAAUCAGCUGAAACGCCAUAUGAUCACACACUCCGAGAAGAGACCUUACACCUGUGAGAUCUGCAGUCGAUCAUUCAAACGCUUGGACCAGGUGACAGCUCAUAAGAUCAUCCACAGUGAGGAUAAACCGUACAAAUGUAAGCUGUGUGGGAAAGAGUUUGCUCACCGCAACGUCUACAAGAAUCACAAGAAGACUCACUCAGAGGAAAGGCCUUUUCAGUGUGAGGAGUGCAAGGCACUGUUCCGCACCCCCUUUUCACUACAACGCCAUCUACUCAUCCACAACAGUGAGAGGACUUUCAAGUGUGACCAGUGUGAUGCCACAUUUAAGAGGAAGGACACACUCAAUGUCCAUAUUCAGGUGGUGCACGACGGCCACAAGAAAUACAAGUGCAACCUGUGUGAGAAGGCUUUCGUCACUCCUUCAGUCCUCAAGAGCCACAAGAAGACUCACACAGGGGAGAAAGAGAAGAUCUGCCCGUACUGCGGACAAAAAUUUGCCAGCAACGGCACUCUGAGGGUCCACAUUCGCAGCCAUACAGGUUAG